AGUAUUCCCGACUGGGUCAGCUUAUGAGAACAUGGCCGCCUAAAUGUGGGAAAGAAUUUUCGUGAAAUUUAGAAGACAUUUUGGAAGUGCACACGCUAAAAAAGAAGAAAACACCGCGUGUUUACACAAGAAAAACGCACAUCGAAUCAAACGGAGGUAAAUCGUUGCGCAGGUGCUUUGAACUGAAACAGAUAACCGGCACCAAAACGAAAGCUUUUGUCCUCGGCGCGCACCUGCUCAGUGGCUAUGGUGGGGUGAUCUGAACAUACCGGUGAUGUGUUGACCUAACUUGCUCAAAUACCGUUUCCAGUUUAACAGUUUCUACAAAAGGAAGUCAAAAUGUUCAUUGACACGCUUGAGUUUACGAUCCCUGUGGAUUUGUGUAAUUUAUACAUGACUCUUCAACAACAAGGGACGAAAUCACAACUUGAUUUCCCUGCGUCUGUGAACUCGUACGGCACAACACAAGACGCCAAUGUUCAAGUGGCUCUCCGAGCAAACAAAGUGACGUUCAAAGUGGAUGGUGUGUCAUCAAACGCGAGCAUAAUUUCCAAAAGUGAAUGCAAAACGUUAAAACUGUCAGUGUUCGAUGUAGACAGAUCGUUAAUGCCCCAGAAAAAUACAAAUAAUUCAAGUGGCAUGUCACCGGUUCUUCAGCCACAACCUGUGUUAAAUGCAUCAAAAAGAUUACAUGAACAAUCUGUGUCAUUACCACAUCCACCUGCUAAAAGCAGUAGGACUUCUUUUUCUGAGUCCCCAAGACCCAGGUCUCCACUUCGUCGCUCACAACCUCAAUCCAGUCCACGUCCAUCUAUUAACACACAAUCAAAAUCUCAUCAAAAUGACACUCCUGUGAAUGUGAAACAAGAACCAGAAGAUCCAGAUUUAAUAGAAAUAGAACCAGACCCUGAACCUGACGACAUUGUGCCAAAGAAAGAGACUCCAUACAUGCAAAUAGAUUAUUCAUCCGAUGUACCUCAUACGCAAACGUCCCAAGCAGCUUUAGAUCGACUCUCUCAUCCACAAUCAUCACAUUCUCAGUCACCCGGUUCUUCAUCAUCGUCUUUCCAUCAAAACGUUCCACAUGCUCCAGAUUACGCCGAACCCAGUACUAGUCAACAUGUUCAAGGACAAUAUGGUGAUCAAAGUGCAGAUGAAUUUUUAGUGUUUCAAGACGACAAUGACUACGGCGAUGAUAACGAAGCAGAUUACAGCAAUGACGAUUUUAACGAGGAAGGAAGUGUUGCCGUGCCAACAGAGGAUCAGUGCUUUGCCACAGAUGCUUCAAAUACGAAGGCCUCAAGGGAACGCCAUGAGGAGGUCAACUCUGAUGAAAUGGCUGUCAAUUACAACAUUUUAGAUGUGAAACAGGAAGCGAGUGUUUCCAUGGAAACUGAAGACGAAUACAUUGUCUCAGAUCCAAACGCAUCUACAUCAAGGAGUCUAAAUGAUGAGGACAGCUGUGAUGAAAUGGGGGUCUAUACUGAUAUUUUAGAUGACAAGGAUGGGAUUGUCCCGGCAGAGAGCCCCACACAUAGGUCUACGUCUACAGGGCGUUUCGCUACAGUGGAGGAGUCGGAACUAGAUUCCAUCUUACUGGAUGGGCGAGCCAAGAGCACCCAGCGAACUACGCUAUGGGGAGUUAAUAUAUUUAGACAAUGGCUGACGCAACAUGACAAAUCUACAGAAUUCGAGGAACUUCCAACGGAAGAAUUAAGCGCUCACUUGAGACGGUUUUAUGCCGAGGUUCGCACUGAAGAUGGUCAAUAUUAUUCAAGGUCGUCCUAUAUCGGCCUGAGAGCGGCCAUUCACCGGCGCCUUCGCUCACCUCCGUAUGAAAGAAACAUAAAUAUUCUGCAAGAUAAGGAAUUCCACAAUGCUAACAAGGUGUUCAUGGGUGUGUUGGGAAAUAUUAAGAAGCUUGGACUGGACAGUGUUGCACACUAUGAAGCAAUAUCUCCGGAGGAUUUGAAAAGAAUCCGAGAUUCUCAGUCCACAGAUUCUCCGAUAAACCUCCAGCGAAAAGUGUGGUUUGAUAUAACGUUAGGUUUUGGAAGACGGGGGGAGUGAGAAUCAGAGGGAUUUGACUGUUCAUUCCUUUUCUAUUGAAAGAGAUGAUGAUGGUGUGGAGUAUUUAGCACUCAGAAACACAGAGGGUACUAAGGGUCCAUCUGAGAAAGUGCAGGGGAUACCUCGUAUUUACGCAACAAGUUCCCGAUCAUGUCCCGUAUCGGCGUUCAGAAAGUACUGUUCCAAACUGAACCCACAGAACUCGGCCUUCUUCCAGCAGCCACGGAAACACGCACAGCAACUAGAGAGUGUGUGGUAUACGCUGAAAGCCGUUGGCCACAACACGCUCUCGCAGAUGAUGAAAGGAAUAUCUACUGAAUACAAACUCAGCAAGAUCUACACAAACCAUUGUGUGCGGGCCACCACAUCGGCGCUUCUCUCCCAUGCUGGAGUCGACUCGCGGGUUAUAGAAACUAUGACUGGUCAGAGGAACCAACCAACUUUCUAUGUGUACAAUACUGACUCUUUGUUAAACCAGAAGGGACAUUACUCAGUAAAAGUGCGUGGAUCAAGCAGCAGUGAUCAGAGAUGAGGCUCUCAUUGUGAAAACAAUUGUUAAUAAUCCAGUAUUAUUUGAAAUCACUUGUGAAGUAGACAUUUACAGAAGAGUAUUUCUGUUUUGGCAAAUGGUAUUAGGUUUCAAAAUGUGUACUUGGUUAUGGUAAGCUUGGCUAAGUAUAGCUUAUUGUGAAUCUAGCUUCAUACAAGACAAUGCCGAUGUGACGUUAAAUAUUAACUCACUCACUCAUACAAGACUAUUAAUGUUGUGCUCUCUGGAUGAGUGUAUCGGGUGUUGUUGCAAUAAACACAUGAAUGAAGCCUUUAA
Haliotis rubra (blacklip abalone) is the source of this 2896-nucleotide messenger RNA. RefSeq lists its product as uncharacterized. The coding region runs from base 340 to 2070 and encodes 576 amino acids. The transcript has 5 exons. The record is from RefSeq and is a predicted model, not a curated record. Lineage: Eukaryota; Metazoa; Mollusca; Gastropoda; Lepetellida; Haliotidae.